Messenger RNA from Aspergillus novofumigatus IBT 16806, 2002 nucleotides. RefSeq names its product ketopantoate reductase family protein. Gene Ontology annotation, cellular component: mitochondrion; cytoplasm. Gene Ontology annotation, molecular function: NADP binding; 2-dehydropantoate 2-reductase activity. Gene Ontology annotation, biological process: pantothenate biosynthetic process. The transcript has a single exon. NCBI's taxonomy places the organism in Eukaryota, Fungi, Ascomycota, Eurotiomycetes, Eurotiales, Aspergillaceae. The coding region runs from base 296 to 1540 and encodes 414 amino acids. The record is from RefSeq and is a predicted model, not a curated record.
CUAUCGCAUUAUUAUUAUUAGCUCAGAACGGCCUCUCAAAGCUACUGAAGCUGAGGUGCGUCAUUGAUCAUAACCAAUGGGAGAAGAAUGAGCAGCAGGUGAAACGAUCUCAAUUCACCCUUUUUCCAUCUGAGAGAUAGCAACCGAACUCGCUUGCAGGGCCCUCCCAUUCGUCAAAGUGUCGCUGUACGUUUCCGGGCGCCGUCCGCUCUUGCGGACUGGCUUUUGCGAAGUAGAGAUCUUUACUCGGCUCUGCUCUCGAGGAGCGCCAGUUCGUCGAUCUUUAUCGACAUGGAUGCAUGAAGCUGAUGAAGCAUCCCGUGAGAGCGGGAGGCGCAAGCUCUCGGGCCGAAUACACAUCUUGGGACUUGGGAAUGUAGGGACUUUUGUUGCUCAUUCGCUUGCAAGUCGGCCAUCUCCGCCUCCUAUUACCCUCUUGCUACAUAGUAGGAAUCUUUAUGGGGCUUGGUUAGCAAAGAAAAAGUGCUUAGCGGUCAAUACAAACGGCCUCGAUGAUAUCAAGACGGGCUUUGAUGUCAACGUAUUGAGUGACCGGACUUGGUAUUCGCUACCGUAUUGGAAUCAAAAUGGCGAGCUCAAUACAAAUGGUGAUAGCGUUACAGAAGAAAAUUUGGAAGCCGGCGUGGAAGAGUCUCUUUCCCAGUCGGAGGAGGAUGAUGAACAUAUCGAAUGUUUGAUUGUUGCGGUCAAGGCACCCAUGACCGCGAGAGCCCUGGAAUCAGUCAGUCACCGCUUAACCCCUGACUCUACUGUACUCCUUCUGCAGAAUGGCAUGGGCACCAUCGAGGAGAUCAACGAAAAAGUUUUCCCUGACCCGCAUCAACGUCCACAUUACAUGUGUGGCAUCAUUUCGCAUGGCUUGGCGCGGAAAAGGGACGCCUUCCAUGUUACUCAUACCGGUAUCGGAACUACUAUAAUCAGUCCUGUCUUGCCGCGUGAUGCCUUGCCAUCAAAGGAUGAAAAGGAUACGGAUUGGGCACCGAGCACGAAAUACCUGACACGCACUUUGACCCUCACGCCGCCGCUCGUGGCUGUCGCCGAAACUCCUUCGUCCCUUCUACUAUAUCAACUGGAAAAAGUGGCAUUGAAUGCUAUCAUAAAUCCCCUUACGGCUCUGAUGGACUGUGAGAAUGGCGAGAUUCUCUACAACUAUAGCUUCACCCGCGUGAUGCGUAUGCUCCUCAUCGAGAUCUCGAGUGUCAUUUGCGCCUUGCCUGAAUUGCAAGGUAUUCCUGGCAUUGAGAACCGCUUUGCACCAGAGCGGCUUCGAUCGAUGGUGACGAAGCUCGCGAACCAGACUGCCAAGAACACCAGCUCCAUGCUGGCCGAUGUGCGAUCUGGAAAAACCACGGAAAUCGAGUAUAUAAACGGCUAUAUAGUGCGCAGGGGGGAGGAGCUUGGCAUCAAGUGCGCGGUUAAUUAUAUGAUCAAGCAUCUGGUGCUCGCCAAACAACAAAUGGUGAAGCAAAGAGUGUCCGGAGCUAUCCCAAUCGACGUUUUGGAUGGCUCUAAAUUAUGAACAGCUCUUCGCCCUAAAUUCCGAGUCUAGUCCUUCCUCGCGCUCGAGGUCAGUCGCCACUGGCAGCACCUCGCUUCCUCAGCAGGAUACCGCUUCCAAGGCUGUGUCGCAGAGGCCUUUGAUCUGCUUCCAACGCCUGAGCAGCGUGCUCACUUUCCCGGUGUACUUCUGAUCCGUUUCUCUGAGACUAAGGGCUUCCAGAGCGGCGAUUGUCUUGUCUGCUUCCUUCGCGUAUGCGCGAAUCCAUUCUUGGAUGAUUGCAUUAGAUUUCUGGGCGUCGCAGCCCUUUGUCGAAUAACCAAGGGCAUAGUUCCGCCAAUCUCUUCUUGUCAUGUAUUUCAGACAAGCGGCAAUCUCGGUUCGAUAGCAGGCACCUGUGGUGGUAACCUCAUAAUUGCUGGAUAUUUAAAAUCAUGAGCAUUUGAUAUUCGCACAAUACGGCAGCAAGCUAGAGAAUGAAAU